UGCAUCUUGGUGGCGGCUGGAGUCCCGCAGGACGGACUUGCACGCUCUUCCCUUUCGGACAGUGCUGACCGGAUGGCGCUGACGCCAAAGGUGCUUUCAAAGCGUGCUAGAGUACGAUAUCUGCAGAUCCACCACCUCCCGAUCAGCCUCAUCACGGUGCAUCUCUGGCAGCAUAAGACGCAUGGCCGUCCGCCCUGCUCAACGUGCUUCGGCUAGCAGCAUUUGUCCAUUCUGCAAUUUGCCUCGAGCAGCUCAAUUGGCAGCCUACAGAAGCUUUCAAAAUGGUCAAGAUCUUCCGCACACCGCUCGCAAUGGCUGCGCUGGCCUGGAGUUGUUACCAUGGCGCGACCACAGCUGAAGAUCUGUGCUCCAUCGCUCCGUCCUCCUACUCGGGAGCCAAGACGACGUAUCCGCAGCUCGCGACUGCACUGGAGACGAUGGAGCAGUAUUCCAUUGCUGCCUGGUACACGGAUCGACUGUCCGACUCGGACAGGUCUACUAUGCUGUCCAGCCUCACAAGCCAGUGUUCCGAAGACUCUCGAAUGACGAUCGCAGUGUACGGCAUUCCGGACAAGGAUUGCAAUGCUGGACUCUCGUCGUCCGGAACGGUGCAGAGCACCAGUGACUACGAGUCAUUCCUCUCGCAGCUCACCACCGCGGUGGGUGAUCGCAAAGUGCUCUACGUUGUAGAGCCCGACGCCGUGGGCCUACUCGCUAACGGAGGUUGCGGUGAAUCGGCAGGUUACCUCGAUAACCUAAAGAUCGCUGUUGCAGCUCUGUCCGCGAACGCGAACGCGGAGUUAUACGUUGACGUCGGCUACUGGCUGCUUGCCGACUCGACGAACGCUGCGGCGGUAGCUACUAUCGUCAACGAGUUAAGCGCCUCGGGAACGCUCAAAGGCAUCACUAUUAACACGUCGAACUACCGCUCCAACGAUGAAUGCACCACGUACUGCAACAACUUUCAAACGGCAAUGGGAUCAAGUACUAUGACGUGUAUCAUUGAUACCAGUAGAAACUACAAUGGCUCGCCUACAAGUGACUGGUGCAACGUCAAGACAGCCGGAAUCGGCAAGCCGCCUACAUCGGAGACGGGUAUCUCGAAUAUCGACUAUUUCAUGUGGAUUAAGCCGCCUGGAGAGAGCGACGGUAUCUGCACGGACACGUCGUACUCGGACGAAUCGCUGACCGGUGUGACGGCCGGUACCUUCUACGAGGAAGGCUUCCAAAUGCUCUGGGAUCAAGGAUACUUUGUCAACGAGCAGGGCAUGGCCACGAUUUCUGGUAGCAGCAACAGCAGUACGAGUCAAACAAGCAGCCAAACAGGCACACAAACAACCAGCCAGACCGGCACCCAGACGGCCACUCAGACGGCGGGAAGCAACGCGGACCAAACCUCGUCGGUUGCUCAGGAUUAUGACAGCACUACCCAAUCUGCUGCAGGCACGGUUGCUCCGGCGGACAAUGGCUCGUACCUAAGUACUACAACUCCAGUUGCUACGACCGCGACUCCGGCCGUGACUCCGACCCCCACACCAACUGCCACGACAGCGAUACCUACUGCGACUAGCUCUACCGGCUCGAACACCUCGCAGACCAGCUCGUGCAAAGUCAAAAGGCGCAUGCGCAAGUUGUAGGUAGUGGGUGCGUGUUCCGUGCGCGAUUUGUGUGGGUAUCUACAUGUAAUACUUGUUUAGUCUCGUAAAUACAAUUCUAGAUCUACCUGGUGUUGAAGAUCCUCAUCCUGA
Messenger RNA from Phytophthora nicotianae INRA-310, 1748 nucleotides. RefSeq lists its product as hypothetical. Gene Ontology annotation, molecular function: hydrolase activity, hydrolyzing O-glycosyl compounds. The record is from RefSeq and is a predicted model, not a curated record. Gene Ontology annotation, biological process: cellulose catabolic process. Lineage: Eukaryota; Oomycota; Peronosporomycetes; Peronosporales; Peronosporaceae. The transcript has a single exon. The coding region runs from base 282 to 1637 and encodes 451 amino acids.